AGAGGAACCAUUGAAGACACAUGCAGACACUCCUAAAAUGAAUGAAGUGAAGAAACCUGUAGUUAAACCUGUAGAGGAACCAUUGAAGACACAUGAAGACGCUGCUAAAAUGAACGUAGCGGAGAAACCUAUAGUCAAACCUGUAGAGGAACCACUGAAAACACAUGCAGAUGCUCCUAAAAAGGAGCUAGUGGAGAAACCUGAAGAAAAACCUGUGGAGGAACCAUUGAAGACACCUACAGAUGUUCAUGUAAAGAACAUAGUGGAGAAACCUGUGGAAGAAUCACUGAAGACACAUAUAGAGGAAACAGGGAAGACACCUGUGAAAACAGUCAAAACUCUACAUGAGACCCCAGCAAAACCCUCAGGUAUGCUGACUACAGAGAAUAAAGGAGAAAAUAUGGUUGAACAAGUCACAGUAGCACAUGCACCUAUAGUUGAAGCUCCACUUGCACCCAGACAAGCACAAAACCAGCCUACAUGUAUCCAACAUGGGGAGUCAUCAACUAAAACAACUACAGAACCAACUGAAGAGCACCACAAAUUGAACAGUAAAAUUCAGUUGAACAACAAAGAUAAAACCCUGUGUUCCUUCUGCAAGCUGCCCGUAGAUGGAAAUGUGAAAAUCUCCAUCAACAUUCCUGCCAUUUGCUGCCAUCCGGAUUGUUUCAAGUGUAAUGAUUGCAGCACUCCUCUGGGUGAUCUCUCUUCAUCUAUGUACCACUAUGCUGGGAAAAUCCUCUGCGGGAACUGCUUUGAUCAAAUCUUCCAGCUCUGAUGACUCAUCCCACAGCAACCUACUCCACUACAACUUAUCGCCAU
Molecule: messenger RNA, 822 nt
Organism: Labeo rohita (rohu)
Lineage: Eukaryota; Metazoa; Chordata; Actinopteri; Cypriniformes; Cyprinidae
Product: neurofilament heavy polypeptide
Exons: 3
Coding region: 38-778 (246 amino acids)
Source: RefSeq, a predicted model, not a curated record